CUCAGAUUUGUACUUUGGUGUUGACAAAAGAGGUGAGAAGAGAGACAACCUGGCAAAUUAUCGCUUAAUUUACUCUUCUCGUCCUUUGGCUCCCAGAAUGACACGCAAAGCGGAAGUUGUGCGAAAUGAACAGUGGGGAAAGCAGUGGCAGCAGCAACUAUGACUCACUCCAUGCGGCACUCGUACACUCUGGCAUCACCUUCAGCGACACUGUGGUACAGAAGGAGAACGAGGAGGCAGUGGACGACCCAUCAGGGCAGCUGGGAAGCCAAAAUGUGAAUCUGACAGUAAUGCAAAAUGCACAGCCGCAUUAUCCAGUUGUGCAAAACCAGUCUACGUUGCCCCAGGAACAGAGUGCGCCGCAUAAGAAGAAGAAGCAGACCACCCUCAAGGAACACAUGAAGAAGAUCGUCAUGAAAUGCGAGUGGAACAUGUGCCACAGCGUCUUCUACAAGAUGGAACCCUUCGUGACACACGUUGCCGAACAUUGCGCAUGCACAAAGGAUCAUCUGACGGGCGACGGUUAUAUCUGUUACUGGCGGGAAUGCGGCUUUGCGUGUCCAACCACAGAGGAACUAGACCGUCACAUCUUCUUCCAUGCCUUUCACACAAAGAUCAAAAGUUUAGGGACGGUGGUUCUAAAGGAAAAGAAUUACCACUGCUCUCUAGACUCCUCAGGAUGCAACAUGAUCCCAGAGAUCCCAGAGCCCUUCCAGUGCAUGUGGGAGGAUUGCAAGGUGUCCUUCGCCUCGGCACAAAAUUUCUACUGGCAUGUUCAGAGCCACGUUGUGUGCUCCGACCCCAAUACCGACAAAGUGUACAAGUGUUUCUGGGAAGGUUGUUCGACAGUGUUCACCCAGAAGAUAAAGCUCAGAGACCACAUGAGAAGCCACACUCAGGAGAAGCUCGUGGGAUGUCCGAACUGCGGCAUGAUCUAUUCCUGCAACACCAAGCUAUACGAUCAUUGCAGUCAGCAGAUUCCAUUUGAUAUGUUACACUACAAGUGCUCUCACUGCUCAAGAAAGUUCGGAACUGAGAGACUGCUAAGAGAUCACCUGCGGCAUCACAUCAACCUCUUCAAGUGCUCUGAGUGCGACAUGACCACCCCUUCCAAGUCAACCCUAGCAACUCAUUUCCGUUUCAGACACUCCAAAGAGAAGCCACACAAGUGUCCUCAGUGUGGCCGUGGGUUCAAACAUACUUUUGACUUGGUUCGCCACAUGACCACCCACUCUGAAGAGCCAGCGUACGUGUGCCCAUAUGAAGAAUGCGAUUUUGCUGCAAAGGCUGUGACCACCUUAAUGAGACACGUUAAGAGGAAACAUAAUGGAAUGAUGGAAAAGCCAUACCUGUGCCAUAUAUGCAACAAAAAGUAUGAUGUGGGAUACAGCCUCUCCAAACACCUUAUGCAAGUUCACAAUUUCCAUUGUCCAUCUGGGCACAGUAGAUUCAGGUACAUCCAAGACGAAGAUGGCUACUACCGCCUCCAAACAGUCCGUUACGAGAGUAUAGAACUAACGCAAGUCAUGGCAAAUGAACUGGGAGAAGAGAAUCAGAACGGGCAGGCUGCAGAUUCGCCGCAGGUUGUGAACUCCCCUGCGACGACGGUCUCGGCUUGCGAGGGAGAGAAUACCACCGGUGGGGAGAAUGGAGGGGUUCCUCUAACCCCCCGGUCUUUCAAUGAAGUGCAGGAGAAUUCAAAGGAACUUCAAAAGCGCAUCAAUAUAAAGCCACCGAGCAUAGACAAGCAGAUGGCGAACGAAGACAUCAUCUUGCCCUCAGAGUACUCAGGGCAAUCUUAAUAACAAGCAGAGGCACCUUUUAUCAGUACAUUCCUUUGUUGCUGCAGUCGUACAUUUUAGGUCAAAAAAUGUUCAAGUGUUUAGUCAUUUUGUGAGAAAAGGAAGUUUUGUUUGUUUCUGGAUUGGUUGGUUGGUGCUACCAGUGAAAAAUCGUUUGUCAGAUUGUGCUUGAGAUUUAUUGUAUGAAAUGACAGGUAUUGUGGUUUUACUUACAAUAUGUUAUAUUGAAUUAUGUUUCUCAGUUUUAUGUUGUGUAACGUCAUUCAGUGUAAUUUCUUUUUUCCAACAUUUUAUUUUUUCUCUCAUUUUUAAGAAAGGCUAAUUAAAAAUACACAACAGUUUUUAGAGUAUGAGUUUUACAGGCUAAUAUAUUUGGUUUUAGUGUCCUGAAAGAAAGACAUCUGUUUCAUAUUGAGGUUUUAAUUCAAUCAUGGGACAAGUUCUUUAAUUUUUAUGAUCUUUUCUUUUCUAUUUUAAUAUUUAUUUAAUAAUGAAGGAAUAUUCACAAACAAAGUAGAUUCAUUUAUAGAUACAGUUUGUUUUGCAUUUGAGAAUUUGAAAAGGCAAUUACUGAAACUGUAACUCUACACGGCUGGAAUUUUCAUGUAUGAGAAGUACUGUGCAUGACUUAGGUAUGGUUUCGUAGACAGACAAGAAUAAAUGCUAUGUCAUUUGCUUGUAAAAUAAGUGUAAAUCCUAUAUGAUACCAAAUAUGAAUGCAAGAGAACAAAAUAAACUUGUUUACUUUAGCAAACUAGACACCCAUUACAAAGCAGCUGUUUCUUUAUGUGAAAUACAUUGUGAGAGCCAUUAGUAAAUUUGAAAUAAAGUGUAAAAGGCAUUA
Molecule: messenger RNA, 2646 nt
Organism: Penaeus vannamei (Pacific white shrimp)
Lineage: Eukaryota; Metazoa; Arthropoda; Malacostraca; Decapoda; Penaeidae
Source: RefSeq, a predicted model, not a curated record